GGUUUCUAUCGAGGCUGGGGGAGGGUUCGGUGAAAGGGGAAAGUUCAGAGGUUCUAGUUUUGUUGUCUUUGUGUUAAGGAGUGGAGCCCGAUCUCACACUAUCACUCUUCCCUCUUCCCCGAAUCCUUUUAAAACUCUCCCCCGGGUUUCUACCCUCCCGAACCUCUCCCCUUCUACCCUUACAACCCCACCCUCCCCCCGACAACACAUCUCAAAACACGGAUCAGCUCUCCGUCAGAUCCCAUCUUUGUGACCAAAGACCCCUGUCUUGACACUUCAGACGCAGCUACUCUCCCAUCCAGUGGUAGUUAUGGACUCCGGUGUGAUUGAAGGAGGACUCAAUGUCACCCUGACCAUUAGAUUGCUGAUGCACGGCAAGGAAGUUGGAAGCAUCAUUGGCAAGAAAGGCGAAUCUGUGAAGAAAAUGAGAGAAGAGAGCGGGGCUCGCAUCAACAUCUCAGAAGGCAACUGUCCUGAAAGGAUCAUUACUUUGGCAGGCCCCACCACCGCCAUCUUCAAAGCAUUUUCCAUGAUCAUUGAAAAGCUGGAAGAGGACAUCAGCAGCUCCAUGACGAACAGCACGGCCACCAGCAAGCCUCCUGUCACCCUUCGCAUUGUGGUGCCGGCCAGCCAGUGUGGUUCACUAAUUGGCAAGGGAGGCUGCAAGAUCAAAGAAAUACGGGAGUCGACAGGUGCUCAGGUACAGGUGGCAGGGGACAUGCUUCCUAACUCUACGGAACGCGCCAUCACCAUCGCCGGGACCCCUCAGUCCAUUAUCGAGUGUGUCAAGCAGAUCUGCGUGGUUAUGCUGGAGGUAAGUUCUCCCCCUAAGGGAGUCACCAUCCCGUAUCGACCAAAACCUUCAGGAUCGCCUGUCAUCUUCGCCGGAGGGCAGGCGUACGCCGUUCAAGGACAACACGCGAUACCCCAGCCAGAUUCUUCCUCUGCCUCUAUCUCUCCACAGCUCACCAAGCUUCACCAGCUGGCCAUGCAGCAGAGUCCCUUCCCCAUGGCCCCCAGCAGCCAGGGGUUCCAAGGAGGAAUGGAUGCUUCUGCCCAAACGAGCUCCCAUGAGAUGACCAUUCCAAAUGAUUUGAUUGGCUGCAUCAUUGGUCGCCAGGGUGCCAAGAUCAAUGAGAUCCGCCAGAUGUCUGGUGCCCAGAUAAAGAUAGCCAAUCCUGUGGAGGGGUCUGCAGACAGACAGGUCACCAUCACUGGUUCUCCCGCCUCCAUCAGUCUGGCAGAGUACCUCAUCAAUGCCAGGCUCUCCUCUGAAGCGACAGGACUGGCGGCCAACUGAUAGAACAGACUGCAUAGAUCUGAUCUGCACUAACCCCCUCACUUUUACCUUCUGCCACCCAUCGACUCAUCAGUCAGCUUUCUCCUUUUAAAGUGGUCAAUGCAACUAUGAACUUAGUUUUCCCACUUGCUUUGUCGUUAAAUCAUGCCACCCACCCGAUUUAAUUUGAUCAGCAUUUAUUUAUUUUUAUUCUGUUUUUACGAAUGCUAAAAGAAAUUGGUUUUUAAGUCCCUUUUCAGUCCCAGAUGGAAGUUUUUAAGGAUUUUGUUCUUAGAUUCUUUUUUUUUUUAUUUGUAUUAUUCUUUUGAAUGGAAAACCCUCUCCCUAUCUUUCUUUACACUUUCAAUAAAGAGUAGAGGUGGAAAAAUCUGAAUAGGCAUAGGUUUAGAUCUGUAAAAGGCAGAUUUUUUUUCUUUAAAAAUUAAAAGGCAAAAAAAAGGAAAAAUAAAAAAGUCUCAAAAAUAACGAUUGACUGUUUUUUUGUUUAGUUUUUUUCCUCUCUCUUACCCCACCCAACACUUCCCCAUACCGCACCCCCUGGUCAUCUUAUUAUUUGAAAUUAUUCCAAAAGAAGCUCACCUUGACGUCACUUCCUGUUAUGUCACAACGCUCAUGAAAUAAUACCGGGGGAAUUUAUCAUGUUGUCACCAACAGGAGGAAAUGUAUAGCCUGUAUAGUCAUCACUGCUUGUAAUUAGAGUAUGACAAGCCACUGUAACACUACUAGAAGAAAUUGAAAAUUGCAUUCGUUCAGAAUAACAUAAAUGUGUCCGUACGCAUGUCACUGUAACUUUGUUUUCACGUAUUUUUUUUUGUGUCAUUCCUAUUUUUCCACCUUCCCCUUAUUGCCUCCUGUUUGAGCAUUUGUUCAGGAUUUGAACCACAUGACACUCUGCUCCCAGUAGAAUGCAUUAUAAAGGGAAAAGUGUGCCAUUUGGAACAAUUUCCGUAUAUUGCUUGGGUCUGGACAUUUUUAGGGGCGUUGGGGUUUGGCUCGAGGGCAAAGACACGGGGACAAUUUCUUUUGUUGUAAAGACUGAUAGUACUACUAUAAAAAAAUAACUGACUUUGUUUUAAAUGGAGGAAAUAUUUUUUUUAACUACCAAAGGGGAUAGACUCCUGAACCAUGACCAGGUGUGUCUUGUGAGCGAGGAACUAAGAUAUUAUGAAUCGUUAUUAAGCUGAAACUAAGAUACAGAAAAGGGUGAUAAAUGAGUUAACACUAGUUUCCUGCUCUUUGAUUUCUUUGCUCGAUUCAGAUUUUAUUUUUUUGCAGGAAAUUAAACUUCUGUGCACGUUUUUGGAAAGACUGUCGAGCUUGGGUGCCACAACAUUGUUAAAAAAAAACUACAGAAAUAAAGAUGUGAAAUGUUCAGACUACAUCC
This is a messenger RNA of Esox lucius (northern pike), 2684 nucleotides long. RefSeq names its product poly(rC)-binding protein 2-like. Gene Ontology annotation, cellular component: nucleus; nucleoplasm; cytoplasm. NCBI's taxonomy places the organism in Eukaryota, Metazoa, Chordata, Actinopteri, Esociformes, Esocidae. The record is from RefSeq and is a predicted model, not a curated record. The transcript has 12 exons. Gene Ontology annotation, molecular function: mRNA binding; single-stranded DNA binding. Gene Ontology annotation, biological process: regulation of gene expression; regulation of RNA metabolic process. The coding region runs from base 311 to 1300 and encodes 329 amino acids.